Saccostrea echinata is the source of this 1526-nucleotide messenger RNA. Its product is annotated as 3-oxoacyl-[acyl-carrier-protein] reductase FabG-like. Lineage: Eukaryota; Metazoa; Mollusca; Bivalvia; Ostreida; Ostreidae. The coding region runs from base 130 to 915 and encodes 261 amino acids. The record is from RefSeq and is a predicted model, not a curated record. The transcript is spliced from 9 exons. Gene Ontology annotation, molecular function: oxidoreductase activity.
UAGUGAUGCCUGCAGUAGAUAUAUGUAAUUGAUAAACAAAAUUAAGCUAAAUCUUUUCUCAUUAAAUCGAGUUGCCUAGUUACGCAGGCGGUAAGGAACCUGUUGAAUUACGUUGUUUAUGCAUUUAGGAUGAUGGCUUCCCUUUUUAACAAAGUCAUAAUUAUAACAGGUGCUAAUUCUGGAAUAGGAGCUGCAACUGCACUUGCAUUCGCCAAAGCUGGUGCAAGGUUAGUUUUAGCGGCACGGAAUCUGGAGAAACUAAACAAUGUAGCUAAUGAAUGCUCGGCUAAGGGACUACCACAAGAAAAGGUGUUAGUCAAAGGAUGUGAUGUCACGAAUGAAGAAAAUUUGAAAGGUUUGGUUGGAUCGACUCUAGAGAAAUACGGACAAAUCGACGUACUGGUGAACAAUGCAGGGAGUGGUCGAUACGUCAAUUAUCUUGAAACAACAAGGGAUGUGUUCGAUACUACCUUUAACCUCAACAUCCGCGCCCCUUUUUUUCUCACCAAGAUGUGUACUACUCACUUGCAGAAAACUAAAGGAUGUGUGGUAAAUGUGUCAAGCCUUGCAGGACAACGUACUUUUCCGAUUGCGAUGGUGUACGGUAUGAGUAAAGCAGCAAUGGACCAGUUUACCAGGACUCUCGCUAUUGAUUUAGCCAAAGAAAAUGUUCGGGUUAAUUCAGUUAACCCUGGGGUUAUCAAGAGUUUUGAAUUUCAGAAGAGAGCAGGAAUGACGGAGCAAAUCUACAACCAAUACAUAGAAAAGCAGAAGGAACUGCAGCCUCUGACGGGAGCUGUUGAACCGGAAGAGGUUGCCAAGGUGAUCCUGUUUCUAGCCUCGGACCAAUCAUCAUCGAUCACAGGAGAACUAAUUUAUGUGGAUGGAGGGCGUCACGCCGUAAUGCCCCUGUGAUGUAAAUUACAUUUUUGGUUUAUAGAAUAAUAUGGCCUGAGAGAUUUUCGGACUUUCAGAUUUUAUGUCAAUUGCCCCCCUAAAGUGAAAAUCAAAAUCUCCUAUGCCUCCCUCGCUUAUCUUUCACAGCCUUGAUUCUACUCUGAAUGGAGUUCUUCAGUGCAUUUAUCUUUUACAAAUAUUAUUAAACCAUUCCAACGAUGCAGCCCUUAGCUGGUGGAGCGACAUGCAAACAAUAAAUUUUAGUUUUAAAAUGCACAUUUUAAAGAAUCCAGACAUACAAACGGUAGAGAAAUAACUAAAGAAAAUCUGCAUUGUGACUUUUUUAUGUAAAAUUAUGCAUCUGGGGAUGCAUAAUCAGUAAUGAUGCUUUGGAUGUUGGUUUUUGGGAUUAAUAAUGGUGCUAUUUUUAUAACGAGAUCCAUCCCAAAGUGAAUACAAAUCCAACAAUAGCCAAACUUGCAAAGAUUGGAGAAUACAUACAUCAUGUUUCAGAUUUUGCUUGAUGACCUUCAUUUUACAGCUUCAGGACUAAUCAUUCUGGUAAUGGUAAAUCUUACGUAAUCCAAAUUUUGAAUAUGCAUUUACAUAUUAAAUAUUUAUUUGGCAAA